AUGUAUGACUACCAUUACAACGUGAUGCGGCGGCACUAUAACGACUCGAUUAGACUAAUGUAUAUGGAUACAGAUUCCCUGAUCUAUCGAAUACAUACGGAGGAUUUCUAUAAGGACCUGCUCGACAACCCCGCGCUCCUCGAGCGGAUGGACACCUCGAAUCUCCCCGCCACACACCCCUGCUACGUUGGUACGCGUAAGAAGAUCCCCGGGCUSUUCAAGGACGAGACGGUGGGCCGAACUAUGCACGAGUUCAUCGCACUCCGGGCUAAAUCUUACGCGUAUAAAAUCGAAGGGGACGAAAAACUCGUGGCCAAGGGGAUUCGAGGGCAUGUGGUGCGAAAUCAUAUGACGUUCGAGGAUCAUAAGCGCUGUCUGUUCGAGGUCGACGACGAGCUGAAACGGCAAAACGUGUCGAUCCGAUCGUUUGAGCACCGCGUCAAAACGAUUAAGACCGUGAAAAUGAGUCUUAAUCGUUUCGAUGACAAACGCGUUGUCGACGACGAUCGGAUACGUACGCGUGCUUACGGGUAUUACGCACUAAGCGUGUGA
This is a messenger RNA of Diuraphis noxia (Russian wheat aphid), 552 nucleotides long. RefSeq lists its product as uncharacterized. The record is from RefSeq and is a predicted model, not a curated record. Lineage: Eukaryota; Metazoa; Arthropoda; Insecta; Hemiptera; Aphididae.